This is a messenger RNA of Lagopus muta (rock ptarmigan), 6393 nucleotides long. It is a transcript of the gene TRMT1L, whose product is annotated as tRNA methyltransferase 1 like. Gene Ontology annotation, cellular component: nucleus. The transcript is spliced from 16 exons. Bases 6 to 2249 code for a protein of 747 amino acids. Gene Ontology annotation, biological process: tRNA N2-guanine methylation. The record is from RefSeq and is a predicted model, not a curated record. Lineage: Eukaryota; Metazoa; Chordata; Aves; Galliformes; Phasianidae. Gene Ontology annotation, molecular function: RNA binding.
AGAAGAUGGCAGCAGGGGAGGCUGUGGAGGCUGGGCUGUCUGCGGAGCGGCUGCAGGAGGCUGAGAAGGAGGCAGCAGAGAAUGGGGCGAGCUCCGCGGGAGGUGGUGAGGCCGCGGCGCUCAAUGGUGAAGUUGGCUGUACAAAAGUGGAAAACAACAACCUGUCUGUGAAAGCUGGGUCAGAAGUAGAAACCAAAGAAGAAAGAACAGAGCAUGAAUCCAUAAGGGAGCCUGAUAGUAACAUUUUGGAUGUUUCAUCUGAUUAUCCAAGAGAGAAACAUCUUUCCAUUCAAAGACAACUUGCUGAUCUAGAGAAACUGGCUGACCUGAAUGAAGCUGAAAAGAAGCCUUGUCCCUUGUGUCCUGAAGAGAAAUUUAAAGCCUGCUAUGGCCAUAAACUUCAUCGUCACCUCCAGAAUUUGCACUGGAAAAUUUCUGUGGAAUUUGAAGGGUACAGAAUGUGUAUCUGCCACUUGCCUUGUCGUGUAGCAAAACCAAACUUCGUUGCAGAUCAGGCGUUUUCAAAGAUGGGAGCACACUACCACUGUAUCAUCUGCUCAGCAACUAUCACACGAAGAACUGAUAUGAUAGGACAUAUUAAUCGCCAUGUCAAUAAAGGAGAAACUGAAUCAAGAUUUAUUACAGCUCCUGCUCCCAAGUCAUCUUGUGAAGUGCUGAAAGAGGCAGACACAGAUGUGCAGGUUCUUCCCAACUAUUUCACACCUCAAAAAACAGACUCCUAUUUUAAUCCCAAAAUGAAGCUCAACAGGCAACUGAUAUUCUGUGCACUGGCUGUUUUAGCUGAGGAACGUAAACCAAUAGAAUGUUUGGAUGCAUUUGGUGCUACUGGUAUAAUGGGAUUACAGUGGGCAAAACAUCUCCGAAGUUCUGUCAAAGUUACAAUUAAUGAUUGCAAUGAGAAUUCUGUGACAAUGAUUCAGGAAAACUGCCAUUUAAACAAAAUGAAGGUGAAAGUGAGCGCUAAGGAAGAAGACAAUUACGAAGCUCUAGAAGAUGGAGAAGAAAAUACUGAUACCAUUGAGGUGACAAAAAUGGACGCCAAUGUUAUAAUGCAUUUGAGAUCAUUUGAUUUUAUACAUUUGGACCCAUUUGGAACUUCUGUGAAUUACCUGGAUUCUGCCUUCAGAAACGUGAGGAAUCUUGGAAUUGUGUCGCUGACAUCCACAGACAUCAGUUCUCUGUAUGCAAAGGCUCAACACGUCACCCUGCGUCACUAUGGAUGUAACAUUGUGCGAACAGAGUACUACAAGGAGCUGGCAGCCAGGACAGUCAUUGCUGCUGUGGCAAGAUCUGCAGCUCGCUGUAAUAAAGGCAUUGAAGUCUUGCUUGCAGUAGCCCUAGAACACUUUGUUCUUGUAGUUGUCAGAGUUUUAAGGGGACCAUCUCCUGCAGAUGAUUCAGUGAAGAAAGUAAGAUAUCUCAUCCACUGUCAGUGGUGUGAGGAGAGAAUUUUUCAGAAAGAAGGCAAUAUGGUAGAAGAAAAUCCUUAUCAGCAGCUGCCUUGUGAUUGUCAUGGCAGUAUGCCUGGGAGGACAGCAGUAGUUCUUGGUCCUCUCUGGUCAGGAGCUCUCUUUAAUACUGGGUUCCUCAGAAGAAUGCUGUUUGAAGCUGUCCAGUAUGGCUUAGAUGAUGUUCAGCCACUUCUGAAAACAGUGGUCUGUGAAGCUGAGUGUACAACUUCCAAGAAUUUUUCUACCCAUAGUCCUUCUGAUGAGAACAAACAAGAAGAGUGUGGCGUAUAUAUUAAAACACCAGAUAUGCUGGCAGAGUCUGAUGUGGUGCCUGGAAAAAGAAAAAAUAAUGAAGUGAUGCGAAAUGCGACCAAACGACAAAAAACUGACAACAGUGCGGAGCACCCUGCAUUUUACUACAAUAUCCACAGACACAGUAUUAAAGGAAUGAACAUGCCCAAGUUAAAUAAGUUCUUAAACUACCUCUCUGAAGCUGGAUACAGAGUCAGCAGAACCCACUUUGAUCCUAUGGGCGUUCGCACCAACGCUCCCUUGGCACAGUUCAAGACUGUUCUCAUGAAGCACAGCACUCCCACGUAUGCUGGGGGGCAAACAGAAGGCCCUCUCCAACUGACAGAAGAUGUCCAGGUGGGAGACCAGCUUCAAGCUGCUGCAGACAGCAAGGCAAAGGAUGAUGAGUUUCUGGAAGAGAAAAAAUCUGGAGACACUGCCGCUAUCUUCACAGAAGACUGCCCUACUCACUGUGCAGCCAAUUAGUCCAAUCCUUUUGGAUUUACAUGAGAACUUGCACCUACGCUCUGUUCAAGCACACCAGUACUCCUUGCAGACCUGGAAUUUGACAGUUUGAAAUCCCUGCAAUUUCCUGAAAUCCCUGCAAUUUCCAUUGGAGAGGAUGUUUUAGAAUUCUAGACCUUAGCACUGAAAGCAGCAGUGUGUAUGGUCGAGAUGAUUUUCCUGUGGGAAAAUUAUUAGAUGGUUGGUUCUUUCACACUUGCAUCCACUUUCACACUGAGCAUUGUAGCUAGCACCAAGUCUUUGUAUGGCCUUAUUCAAGCUGCUGGAACAGAAUAUAGGAGAGUGGAUGGGGCCAGAAGUCUGAAGCAUUUCUGAACAUAAAUUUAGUCAGAUGAUCGUUCCUAAAACCUGACCUGUUAGAACUCAAAGGGAGGUCACAUUAAGGUGAUAAAAUACUGCAGGACAAAAUGUGACAUGAAGCCAGAAGGUGCAACUUGGUGCACUUGUAACUCUACAUUGCUCAUGUAAUUUGGCCUUCAGUUUUGUUUCUGUAGAUCUACCUACAGGCAAAAUCCUAACACAAGUGAGAGCAGAAAGGAACCCAUACAGAGCUGUACGUAAACUUCAGUUCCUAACUAAGCUUUAGUGAUUUGUCUGUACUCAACUCCAGGUAGUUUGUUUGCUCUGAGAUUUAAUUUGGUUGUACACUUUAAAAAAAAAAAAAAAAAAAAAAAAAAAAAGUAUAGUGAGCAGACAUCACAAUCUGAAGUUCCAGACUAUUAAUUUGUUAAUAGUACAGUUUGCUGUUAAAAGAUCUCUUCAGUGUCUGAGACGCUAUUUGUUGGUAGUCAUUUUGGGUUUCUUGAAAUACAUGGCAACAUUCCAAUCAAACAAACCUGCCUUCAUUUUUAUUUUUUUUCCCACCCCAAAAAAAUCAUUUUACUUGGAGGAAAAAAAAACAAAAAACAAAACAAAAACAAAAACAAAACAAAAACAAAAAAAAAAACAAAAAAAAAACAUUUUACUUGGAUUCUUAGACUCACAGAAUGGCUUAGGUUGGAAGGGACCAUAAAGAUCGUCUGUUUCCAGCACCCUGGUUGCCACCUACCAGAUCAGGUUGCCUGGGGCUCUAUCUAGGCUGGCCUCGAUGCCCACGGGGAUCCCACAGCUUCUCUCGGUGGCCUGUGACAGGCAUCUCUACGCUCUGAGAAAAGAAUCCCCUCCUAGCUUUAAACUAAAAUAGGGGAGAUUUAGGUUAGAACUGUUCCCUGUUGUUCUGUAUAUGCCUGCAUAAGAAGUUGAUCUGCCUUUAAGUAUUGGAAGGUCACAAUGAGAUCUCCCCAGAUCUGUCUUCUCCAAGCUGAACCACUUUAGCUCUCUCAGCCAUCCUUCAUAGGAAAGGUGCUCCAGCUCUCUGAUCGUCUUAAUGGUCUUCUGGACCUGCUCCAACACCUCCACAUCUUUCUUAUGGUGCAGUAUUCCAGAUGAGGUCUCACAAGGGUGGGCUUGAGCUGGACAAUUGCUUCCUUCUCCCUGCUGGCCACUCCUGAUGCAGCCCAGGACACAGUCAGCCUUGUGGGCUGUAAAUACAAACUUUUCAUCCACUAGGACCCUAAGUCUCCCAGGUCUGCUCUGAAUAAAUGUCUGGCAUUCUCCUGACCCAGGUGCAGCAUAUUACACUUUGCCUUCUUGAAACUCAUUAGCUUCAUAUGCAUCCAUUUUUCAGAGCUUGUCCUUUGGAUGGCACCCCUUCCUUUAUCAUGUCAGCUGAAGCACUUGGCAUGGUGUCAUUUGAAAACUUGCUGCAGGGGUACUUGCCUUUGCUCUCUAGCUCAUUGAUAAGAGUACUGAUCCUAGAAUGGAGUCCUGAAGGAUGUCUGCCCCCUGUUCUCACCUCCAUAAUGCCAUUGACCAAAACCCUCUGGAUGUGACCAUCCAACCUAUUCCUCAUUGACCAAAUAGUCCACACUUAGUUUCUCUCUGAUUUAAAGGUAAGGAUGUGACGUGGUACCGUGUCUAAGGCCUUGCAGAAGGUAGAUGACAUCAGUUGCUCAUUCUUUGUCCGCUGAUGGCAUUACUCCAUCGUAGAAGGCUGCCAGUUUGUCAGGCACACCGUGUCCUUGGUUGGCUGUCUCAGAUCAGCUCCUUGCCUUGCACAUGCCUUGUUGUAGUUCCCAGAGUGUUCUGUUCCACAGUCUUCCUAGGAAUAAAGAUAAGGCUCAUCAGUGUGUGAAAACCCAGGUUUUCCUUUCUCACUUAAAAAUGAGAGUGAUGAUUCAUUUUUCCAAAUCACCAGAGACUUUGCUUGACAGCCAUGAAUUUUCAAAUAUGAUGGAGAGUGAUUUGGCAACCACAUCAACUGCUCCUUCCAGACCUGGGAUAUAUGUCAUCUGGCUGCAUAGAUUUGUAAUGUUCACUCUUACAAGACAGCAUUGGACUUAUUUUUCCCAGUGGGAGGGAUUUGGCUCCUUCAGCUCCAAGCUACAUGUUUAAGGAUGUGAGAAACAUGGGAAGCCUGACCACGAGUGAAGACCGAGGCAAAGAACUUUCUGCGUACCUCAGCCUUGUCCGUGUCUGCUGUUCCUUGUUGUCAAGGAGAGUGUAUCUCAGAGGGUAUGCUCUCCUUUGCCUGUCCCUUCUGACCAGCAUACCUGUAGAAUCUCGUAAUUUUUUCAUGUCCCUCACCAAGUUUUGUUCCAUGUAUGCCUUGGCUUUCCUAAUCCUAUCUCUACACAUCCAGAUGACACCCCUGGAUUCUUCCCAGGGGUGAAAUCUCAUCCGAUAAUUCCUUCAACAGUCAGAAAUUUGUCAGAACUUCUCCUCAAGUUCAGGAUCCCAACUUAUCUCCUUGCUAGGCCCGUGUUCCUGAGAACAUGAAAUCAGCCAAGCAUGAUCCCUAUGGCUCAGACUGCCUCCAUUUUUAACCUCUUUAAUGAACUCUGCAUUGGUGAGCGAGGUCCAGAAAUGCUUCACAUCUAUUUGGACUGCUCAAUACCUGGACCAGGAAGUUAUCCUCAAUUAUUACAGUCCCCUGGAUUGCUUACAGCCUCCUGUGUUGCUUUCUCAGUAGGCCUCCAUGUGGUUGAAGUCUCCUAUCGGGAUGAGAGCCUGUGAGCAUGAUGCUUCUUGUAGUUGAAGCAAGAAGGCGUGAUCCGCAGGCUGCCUUCAGCUGGUGGCCUGUAGUAGAUCUGAUCACCAGAAGUUUUUCAUUGGUCUGAUCCUCCAUUUUUACCCACCAGCUCUUAACCUGACCGUGGCUGUUUCCUUAACAUGGAGGAUGCUUCCACACCCCUCCUUCCCUGUUCUUCUCUUCUGAAAUACUUGUAGCCCUUGGUUAUAGUGUCUCACUUGAGCAUUUCAUCCUACCACGUCUCCAUGACAGCAAUUAGGUCAUAGCUUUUUAAUUGCACCACGGCUUCCAGCUCCUGUUUAUUCCCCACUCUUUGUGUUGCUGUGGCGGCACUUCAGUGGGGCCGUCAAUCAGCCUUGUUACCUUCUUGGAGGAGCAUAGUUCCUUCAUGACAGUUCAGAGCCUUUCCUCUGCUGCUCCAUAGAGUGAUAGUGAUGGUGUUCGCUGGCCCUUCUCUAUCACUGAGAAGUACAUCCCUUUUCCCUAUCAAAUGUAGUUUAAAGUUCUAGUUGUCAGCCCAGCCAGCUUUCUGUACAGAAUAUUCUUGCCCCUCUUUGUCAGUUGUGCCCUAUCCUACAUCUACAUACCCAGUGUCUGGUGGUAUUUCCAAAGUAAUGAAACGCCAAAUGUGACAGCAUCCACACAGCAAUUGUGCACCUCACCUGUGCAUCUCCUUUUUCCUGGGUCCCAGUCUCAAGCUGGGAUGAUAAUGGAGAACGCAACCUGCAGUCCCAAUCCCUCUGACAUCCACCUGAGGGAAAUAAAGUUUCCUGAUAUUUUGUAGUUCUCAUUGUAGCCUCAUGUUACCCAGCUUGAAAGAGCAGCAAUGGGUAAUAUCCUCUGGCUUUAUUAGCCUUGGAGCUUCCUCUUGCUGUCAUGAAUGCAGGUCUCUGGCAGACAGCAAACCUAUCUGGAGAGAUUGUCCAGGUGGCAAAUGCGUACCUCAAUGUCUCUGAGCGAGGAGUCUCCAAUUAUUAACACCCUUUGCCUUUUUUUGGUGACACUGGAUCUAAUAAAGGUAUUUGGUUGGACCAG